AUGCCUGUCGAAACUUCUCCUGCGCCUUUGGACGCGUCCAAGCUUGAGAUCAAUGCCCUCGCCAACCCCAAGGCCGUUCCAGAUGCAAACAGCGAGGACCUCAUGAGCCUCAAGGCAUCCACAGAUCGCAUGAUCACGGCGACUUGGACUGCUAAAAAUGGUUGGACGAACCCUCAAGUGAUUCCCUACGGCCCAAUCGCCCUCAUGCCCUCUGCAAGCGCCUUGCAGUAUGCGACCCAGUGCUUCGAAGGCAUGAAGCUCUUCCGCGGCCACGAUGCCCGUCUUCGCCUUUUCCGGCCCCUUUAUAACUGCGAGCGGAUGCUCAAGUCUGCCACACGCAUCUCGCUCCCGGCGUUCGAUCCUCGUGAACUUCUCAAGUUGAUCCACAAGCUCUGCGAGCUCGAGGCGCCGAAAUGGCUGUCCAAGGACAAGCCUGGGUCGGCACUAUAUCUCAGGCCGACCAUGAUCGGAUCGGAUUCGAGCCUGGGCUUCAAGGUCCCGGACGAGGCGCAACUGUAUAUCUUCAUGGUGUACUGGCCGGCGCCGAAGCCUGUCGUUAUGAGUGGCGGCGCUGCGUCUCAGACCGGGACGCGGCUGCUGGCGAGCAGCGAGUCUGCCGUCAGAGCGUGGCCUGGUGGCACAGGAGCAGCGAAGGUGGGAGGCAACUAUGGAUCGGCGCUUGCAGAGCAUGCUCUGGCUAGGAAGCAGGGUUAUGACCAGGUGCUUUGGCUGUUUGGGCCUGAUCGUCUGAUUACGGAGGCGGGGUCAACAAACAUUUUUGUAUUAUGGAGAAUGUCCUCUGGAGCUUUACAAAUCGCCACCUCCCCUCUAGACAAGGACGGCCUAAUCCUUGCUGGGAAUACGAGGCGCAGCAUCAUCGAACUCGCAAAAGAGAUGUUUUCUGCUGAGGCGGCGAGUCCGCAAUUGUGGUGUGAGGUGCUUGAAAGGAAGAUCACGAUGGCCGAAGUGCAGGCAGCCUCGCGGGAGGGCAGACUGGUGGGUAUAUUUGUCGUUGGGACGGCAUUCUGGAUCCAGGAAGUCAGUGAGAUCUUCUUCAACGGGGAAAGCAUUAUGGUCAGCAUGGGUGCGACGCCACAUGUGUCACUGCUGAGGGAGCGAAUGAAGGAGAUCAUGUUUGGAGAGAGGGAGAGCGAUUGGAUAGAUAUCGUUCAAGAAUCAGACUAA
Molecule: messenger RNA, 1185 nt
Organism: Fusarium oxysporum Fo47
Lineage: Eukaryota; Fungi; Ascomycota; Sordariomycetes; Hypocreales; Nectriaceae
Product: aminotransferase
Exons: 2
Coding region: 1-1185 (394 amino acids)
Biological process (GO): L-valine biosynthetic process; L-leucine biosynthetic process
Cellular component (GO): mitochondrion
Molecular function (GO): branched-chain-amino-acid:2-oxoglutarate transaminase activity
Source: RefSeq, a predicted model, not a curated record